AUGCCCGACGUCAACACCAUCUCCCCUCCUCCCCACGCCUCACCCUCGCCUCGCACCCAGUCGCCCUCCAGCUCGCGCUCUCCCCACUCGCUCGCCGCCACGGCUGCCUUGAAUGCCGGCAUCCACAACCAGGACUCGCGCUCGCCCUCGUCAGGUGACAUACGGAGAGAUGCAGAACGUGCCCGUCGCCGCUCCAGCAUCCGCAUGAACCUCAACCUCAACGAUCCCGCCCUACCUGCCCCCGGCGAGAUGCAGCAGAGCCCUUCAGCCCGCGCCAGAGGCACCGGUACCUGGCCACACAGCCCACACCAUGAGCGCGCCCCCAGCCUAGGUGAGCUGCAUCAGGAGCUCGAGGCUGAGCAGGAGGGCCAGGUCAACCGCCUCCUCAAUAUGAUCCGCGCCCAGCAGGCCCAGAUAAACAGCCUUCAAGCCAACCAGCACCCCUCGUCGGCCUCUGCUGUUGUUGACGACGGCACCCCCACCUCGGAGCGCUCCAUGUCCAUUCCCGCCUCGCACUCGCACUCGCAGCACAUGUCGCCGCUGCCCUCGGCCGCCCAGCCCCGUUCCCGCUCGCCUUUUGGCCUGGGUUCUAUCAGCCGCCAGUCGUCGUUUGCAGACCGCUCGCGCCACAGCAGUCAUGCGGGCUCUCCCGCCCUGCGGCCCAUAUCCGGCCAAGCCGGCUCCUACGACCCCCACGACAUGCUUCCCAGCCCUGCAGCCGCUAGAGAUGAAAGUGCUUUUUACCAGGCAGAGACUCAGAACCUGACUCGCGAGAACCAGAUGCUCAAGCAGCGGAUACGAGAACUAGAACGCCAGCUAGCAGAGCAAAACGCUACCAGCCAAAUUACCCACUCUCCCUCUGUCCACUCUAGUCUUGCCCCAACCCCUAAUCGUCAGGCCAAUGAUGGUGACGAUGCUCCCCAGGAUGCCCAGCCAUCUGCCACUGCAGAGUAA
Molecule: messenger RNA, 954 nt
Organism: Bipolaris victoriae FI3
Lineage: Eukaryota; Fungi; Ascomycota; Dothideomycetes; Pleosporales; Pleosporaceae
Exons: 2
Coding region: 1-954 (317 amino acids)
Source: RefSeq, a predicted model, not a curated record